This is a messenger RNA of Olea europaea var. sylvestris, 1136 nucleotides long. Its product is annotated as mitotic spindle checkpoint protein MAD2-like. Gene Ontology annotation, biological process: mitotic spindle assembly checkpoint signaling. The transcript has 7 exons. Lineage: Eukaryota; Viridiplantae; Streptophyta; Magnoliopsida; Lamiales; Oleaceae. The record is from RefSeq and is a predicted model, not a curated record. Gene Ontology annotation, cellular component: nucleoplasm; kinetochore; cytoplasm. Bases 148 to 771 code for a protein of 207 amino acids.
CCUCUGCCUUCCAUUUCAUCAAAACCGUAAAUCAAUCUCUUCACAUUCCACCAAUAUUCCUAACAUAAAAUCAUUAAUCUCUAUCUUUAAAAUCCCUGAAGAUUUUAUUGAACCCUGGUCAAAAUCCACAGUCUUCAAAGCGUAUCCAUGGCUUCAAGAACUGCUACAAAAGACAUAAUUACUCUGCGUGGAUCGGCUGCCAUAGUCAGUGAAUUCUUCGGGUAUGCUGCAAACAGUAUUCUGUACAAUCGUGGAGUUUACCCUGAAGAAAGUUUUGCGAAGGUCAAGAAAUAUGGGCUUCCGAUGCUGCUUACUCAGGACGAAGGUGUCAAAUCAUUCAUUUCAAACUUAACGGCACAGCUUUCUGAGUGGCUGGAAUCUGGGAAGCUGCAGAGGAUAGUUCUGGUGAUCAUGAGCAAGGCAACUGGUGAGGUUUUAGAGAGGUGGAAUUUCAGUAUUGAGACGGAUAAAGAGGUUGUCGAAAAAGGAGUUUCAAGGGAGAAAAAUGAUAAGGAAAUUAUGAGGGAAAUUCAAGCUAUUAUGAGACAGAUAGCAUCCAGCAUUACAUAUUUGCCAUGCCUUGACGAACCUUGUGUUUUUGAUGUGUUAGCCUACACAGACACAGAUGUGGCAGUUCCAUUUACUUGGAUUGAGAGUGACCCUAAACUGAUAGCCAACCCUCAGAUGGUGAAACUGCAUUCUUUUGAUACUAAGAUACACAAGGUUGACACACUGGUUUCAUACAAGAAUGAUGAGUGGGACGAGGCAUGAAGAAACAUUUCUCAACCCUUAGAGUACCUUUGGUCUAUGAGCGCCGCGCAUAUUCAGUAUUCACAUUUUUCAAGUUGGGAGUGUGGAAAAAUGGAUCCAGUGAAUUGUGAAUCGUUGAUUCAUUCACAUUGUAUUUUUGAGUUGUACGUGGAAUUGCAUGAUUGGUAUGUAUAACUCAGAUUUUUUUUUUUCCUCCUUGUUUGGGAGAUUAACCAUAACAAGCGUUUUGAUUUGAUAAUACAAUAGAGAAGAAUCCAAGGAGUUUAAGAGAACGUAUAUAUCUUUUGAGUGAAAACUCAUGUGAUAUCACAAUUUGUUGAGAAGGAAUAAUGAAAACUAGCUGCAGGUUCGAUCAUUUGAAAUCA